This is a messenger RNA of Menidia menidia (Atlantic silverside), 7958 nucleotides long. Lineage: Eukaryota; Metazoa; Chordata; Actinopteri; Atheriniformes; Atherinopsidae. The record is from the annotation of a GenBank genome assembly.
ACAGAUUGUGACUCGGGGUUAAACGCUGAGCUCACCUAUUACACCCUGAGCCCGGAUUUCAGCAUUUCACCCCACGGGACUGUUUUCCCUGCACGGCGGCUCGAUUAUGAGCGGUCCAACCAUCUGUAUGAGUUUGUGGUGAUGGCAGUGGACAGCGGGGAUGAGCCGAACUCCGGUACUGCUACAGUCCGUGUGAGGAUGGCGAAUGUGAAUGACGAAGCUCCAGAAUUCUCCCAGUCUGUGUAUCGAACAUUUGUUUCUGAGGACGCAGGCCCAAACACUCUUGUUGCGACAGUUCUGGCCAAGGAUCCAGACGGCGAUGGCAUAACGUACACCAUAACAGCGGGCAACGAGGAGGGAAACUUUGUCAUUGACAACCAGAAAGGGUUGAUUCGUCUCCGCUCCACUCCACUGCCCAAACUUCAAGGCUUGGAGUACAUCCUGAAUGUAACGGCCACAGACGACAAUGCGUCAGGCGGGCUGCACCCCCUCUCCUCCACUGCCCGGGUCAUUGUAGGAAUCGAUGAUGUCAACAACAACAAGCCGAUAUUUGAAGAGUGCCAGCAGUACCGUGAACAGGCUUCAGUACUGGAGAACCAGCCAACGGGGACUCUUGUGUUGCAAGUGCAUGCCGAGGAUGCAGAUGAGGGAGCAAAUGGAAAAGUCAAAUAUGGCUUAAUGCACAGAGACAGCGCCAUGCCUGCCUUCAGAAUCCAUCCAGACACAGGAGUGAUUGUGACAGCCCGGCGAUUCGACAGGGAGCGGCAGAGGGAGUACUCCAUUACAGUAACGGCCACUGAUUGGGCAGAGGAGCCACUCAUUGGCAUCUGUCAGCUCACCAUUCAGAUCCUUGAUCAGAAUGAUAACAGCCCCAAGUUUGAAAAUUUGCGCUAUGAAUAUUUUCUGAGAGAAGACACCUUGGUCGGUACCAGUUUCCUCCGUGUAGCCGCUCACGACGAUGACUUCGGCACCAACGCAGCCGUCACUUAUUCCAUGUCGCUGGAGCAGCCGGAGUACCUGCAGGUCAACCCUGUGACUGGAUGGGUCUACGUUAACCAGCCAAUAUCUCAGAGGACGUACAUCACACGGGACAUCAUCGCAACAGAUGGAGGAAAUCGCAGCACUUCUGUGGAGAUGGCAGUCACCAUCACUAACGUGAAGAACCAGCCACCACAGUGGGAAAAAGACAGCUAUAGCGUCAUAAUACCAGAGAACACUGCCAGGGACACACCUAUAGUGACAAUCAAGGCAACUUCUCAGUUGGGUGACCCACGGGUGACUUACAACCUUGAAGAUGGCAUGGUUCCUGAAACCAACAUGCCAGUUCGUUUCUACCUCUCCCCCAAUCGGGAAGAUGGCUCUGCAUCUAUUCUGGUUUCUGAGCCCCUGGACUACGAGACCACUCCAUUUUUCUCUCUCCAGGUCCGGGCACAGAACGUGGCAGCAGUUCCUCUCGCUGCUUUCGCAAGGGUUUAUGUUAAUGUUACAGAUGUCAAUGACAACGUGCCAUUUUUCACAUCCUCCAUCUACGAAGCCUCAGUAACUGAAGGAGCCCAGAUAGGGACUUCAGUUCUCCACGUGUCUGCUCACGACAAAGACCUGGGUCUUAAUGGAGAGAUCACUUACUCUCUGCUGAACGACAGCAGUGGCGACCACAACUUGUUUCGCAUCGACCCAAAACAAGGCAUCGUAUACACGGAGGCUGUGUUUGACCGUGAGGCCCGCAGCUCCUACUUACUGGAAGUUCAGUCAGAAGACGGCCAAGAGUCAGCCCGACCUGGAAAAAACAAACAGCCCAACACAGACACAGCUUAUGUGAGGGUUUUCAUCAGCGACGUCAACGACAACAAGCCCGUCUUUGCUCAGCGGCUGUAUGAAGUCGGCGUCGAUGAGAACGCAGAUGUGGGCAUGGCUGUUGUCACUGUUAGUGCUAAUGAUGAAGAUGAAGGGGCAAAUGCCAAGCUGCGAUACCAGAUAACAUCUGGAAACAAAGGUGGGGCUUUUGACAUUGAGCCCGAAGUUGGGACAAUCUUUAUUGCACAGCCGCUGGAUUACGAGAAGCAAAAGAGGUACAAGCUGCUGGUGCUCGCCUCAGACGGGAAGUGGGAAGACUACGCAGCCGUUGUGGUCACGGUGGUCAACAAAAAUGACGAGGCACCUGUGUUUUCCAUGAAUGAGUACUAUGGAUCAGUCACAGAGGAGCUUGAUGGGUCACCUGUGUUUGUAUUACAGGUGACAGCCACUGACCCAGACAAAGACGCCGACCAGGGUGCCAUACGCUACUCCAUUCACGGACAAGGUGCAGAGUCACAUUUCAUGAUCAACGACAUCACGGGGGAAAUGUACGCUCAGCGUACAAUGGACCGAGAGGAGCGUGCCGUCUGGCGCUUUGUUGUCAUGGCGACGGACGAAGGGGGCGAGGGGCUUACUGGCUUUACAGAUGUUAUUAUCAACGUGUGGGACAUCAAUGACAAUGCUCCCGCCUUCUCGUGCGCGCCCGAUAAUUGCCUGAGCAACGUGGCCGAGAACUCUCCCCCUGGAACGUUUGUGGUGGAGAUGACGGCGGUUGAUCUCGACGAUGCUGCCAUUGGUCAAAAUGCCAUCCUCACCUAUCGGAUUACAGAGAAUGCAGUUAAUUCAAACAACGCAGAGCUUUUCACUAUCGAUUCAAGCACCGGUACCAUAUCUGUGGCGGCAGAGGGUCUCGACCGAGAGCUUGCCGACAGCCACCGCCUGGUGGUGGAGGCCAGGGAUGGCGGGGGUAUGACUGGGACGGCUACUGUCACUGUCGUGGUAACAGACAUCAACGACCACGUGCCAAAGUUUAGAGAGGAUUGGUGUGGUGCUCGUGUCUCUGAAAACACACACGAGGACUCUCCCCUCCUAGAGCUGAGUGCUGUGGACCCUGAUGAUGGCGUGAACGGACAGCUGGCGUUCAGUGUGGUGGCGGGAGAUUCAGAGCAACAAUUCUACAUGGUGAGCCACAGAUUGGAGCAGAUGGGCACUCUGAGGCUGAAGAAAAAGCUGGACUUUGAGCAGGCAGGGGAGCAGAGGUUUAACCUCACCAUCAGGGUAGAGGACACUGACUUCGCCAGCCUAAUCCACUGUGUGAUCCUGGUGGAGGAUGAGAAUGAUAAUGCCCCUGUUUUUACCCCGAGCUCCCACCUGCUCUCCCCUUUGCCAGAGGACAUAGCCGUAGGAACCAGCGUGAUUCAGGUCGCAGCUGCUGACGCUGACUCGGGACUAAAUGGGGACAUUUUGUACAGCAUUCUCCCCCAAUCAGAUCCAUAUGGACACUUCACAGUCAGCCGUGCCGGCGUUGUCACUGUCGCCAAGCCGCUGGAUAGGGAGACGGUGGCGGGCUACGAGCUGGUUGUCAUGGCGACAGACCGUGGUACACCGGCGCUGACUGGCAGUGUCACGGUCCGCUUGCCACUGCUAGACAUGAAUGAUAACGGGCCCGAGCUGGAGGCAGCCUACACUCCGGUGCUGUGGGAAAACGGCCCAGCCCCUCAAGUGGUUUGGCUCAACCGGAGUUCAACUCUGCUUCAUGUUGUUGACAGAGACUCCCCAGAGCACGGGCCCCCCUUCUUCCUCUCCCUGCCCUCCCUUUACUCCACUGACUUCCACCUCCAGGACCACGGGAAUGGCUCGGCCACGCUCACCACCCUGCGGAGGUUCGACCGGGAAAGGCAGAGAGAGUUCCGCUUGCCGGUGAUAAUGAUUGACAGCGGCGACCCACCGAUAACAGCCACAAACACCCUCACCAUCACUAUCGGCGAUCAUAAUGAUAACGCCCAUCAGGCAGGAGAGAAAGAUGUCUAUGUGCAUAGCCGAAAGGGAAGAAUGGCAAAUGCAGCACUAGGGAAGGUGUAUGCCCCAGAUCCCGAUGACUGGGACAACAAGACCUACACUCUGGAGACAAGUGCAGCAAAGUACUUCAGUCUGAACCAGAGCUCGGGAGUGCUGACCCUCCGACAGAGCACUCCAGCGGGCAGCUACUGGCUCAGGGUGGGGGUUUCUGAUGGGGUGUGGCCUGAUGUGAUCUCAGGCAUCAGGGUUCAUGUGAGGGAGCUGGAGGAGAAAGCCAUCCUGUCAUCUGCAUCGAUGCGUUUGGGAGGUAUUACAGCGAGAGAGUUUAUCGACCUGAACGUCGAGGGGAAGAGUCGGCUGGAGGUGUUCUGGGACUUCCUAUCUGAAACCCUGUCCGUUAGACCAGGAAGUAUCAACAUUUUCAGCAUAGUGGACAGAGAGCGGAAAACAAUGGACAUCCAUUUCUAUGUGCUAACUAAUAAUGGCUACUUGCGCCCUGAGAAACUUCACAGUGUCCUUGCAACACAUAAAAAAAAGCUGGAGUCACUCCUGCGUGUGAAUGUGAUCCAGGUGCAGGUCGAUGAGUGUGUGCACGCCGACUGCAAGACAUCCGGCGGCUGCUACACAAAGUUAAGCAUCAGUGACUCACCCACCUUGAUAGACUCUGGUGCUUUAUCCCUGGUCUCAGUGAAAGUGAUAUCCACGCCUGUGUGUGGCUGUGCUGCCAGAGAAAUGACCCGCCGACCCUGCUCCUCCUACCCGAACAAUCCCUGCCUUAAUGGGGGAACAUGCAUCAACACCCAGAAUGGAUACAGGUGCCAUUGCCCCCCACAGCUCGAGGGGCCAGAUUGUCAGCAGACCAGACUUAGUUUCCUUGGCAACGGUUAUGCCUGGUUUCCGCCCAUAAAGCCAUGCUUUGAUAGCCAUCUUUCACUGGAGUUUAUGACAGAGGACGAUGACGGGCUGCUGCUGUAUGCUGGCCCACUGGCCACCCUUCUACCAGGGGAUGGUGAAGACUACAUGGCAAUAGAGCUGAUUGGAGGGACGCCAAGUCUUAAAAUAAACCAUGGUUCUGGAACCCUGGUCCUCCAGUUAACAAAUAACGGUGGAGUGGCUGACAAACGCUGGCAUCGCCUUGAUGUGAAGAGCAACAGCAAAGAAGUACGCUUCACUCUGGAUCGAUGCUCCAGUGCAAUCGUCAUGGAGACAGAGGGUGUGGACUCAUGGGCAAUGACAGAGGACCGCUCAUCCUGUGAAAUCCGAGGGGUCACACCUAACAGAGACAGGUACCUGAAUGGGAGUCAUGUGCUGCAACUAGGAGGAGUCAAUGACAACAUAUCAUAUGAAUACCCACAGCUGCAGCACAAGCAUUAUUCUGGAUGCAUAAGGAACCUAUUUGUGGACAGCAAGCUUUAUGACCUUGGCGCCCCGGCUGAAUCCUCCAACACUUUGCCAGACUGCAGUCUUAUCGAUGACCACUGCACCAGCGUAGAGCAGUUUCCCUCCUGUGGGAAGAGGGGCCGCUGUCAUGAAGAGUGGGGCUCCUUCAGCUGUUUGUGUGAAAAAGGCUUCACCGGUGCACAAUGUAAUGAAGUCGCUGCAGAGCUUUCCUUUGACGGCCGGAGCCACGUCCAGAUCCAGCUGCUGUGGUCUCUCCCUGCACGGCAGACGAGAGUCCAGGUUGGGGUUCGGACACGCGUCCCUGGUGGUGUCAUCCUCAGCCUGUUGUCCCAGGAACAGAGUGAAUAUCUACGUUUAGAGGUUAUUCAGGGACAGCUGGCUGUUUUCUACAACCUGGGAGAUGGAGACUUCAACAUUACACUGCCCUACCUUCGGCUGGAUGAUGGGGAAUGGCAUGAGGUGGAGCUGGAUCGGUACGGAAGAGAGUUCACCCUGAGACUGGAUGGAGGUGGAGGACGACAAGAAGUUAUAGCUUCCCCCGGCCAAAGCCAGGAGAUCAUUAUUGAUCCCUCUGUAGUGAUGAUUGGAAACUCUUUCCCCUCUGGACACAACCGCAGCUUCCUUGGCUGUUUGCGAGAUGUGAGGUUCAACGGACGCCCCAUCCCUCUGGAUCCUGAACAGCCUUCAGAGGGCCGUCAGGUUGUCACUUCUCAGGGUGUUUCUGCCGGCUGCUCUUCAGACGCGUGCCGGAAGCACCAGUGCUCUCCUCCUUUAGUUUGCGUGGACCUCUGGAGACACCAUGAAUGCAGGUGCCCUCCAGGCCACAUGACCAAAGAGAGCUCUUUGGGCAAAGUGUGCGUCUACACGCUGUGUGCCAGCCGCCCGUGUCACCACGGCACCUGCGUGGCUCACUCUCCGUCCCGCUACUCGUGCCGCUGCAGCGAGGGCUACCGGGGGCGCCACUGCGAGGUGGCGCUCGCCGUCUCCUACAAUGUAGACGGCAAUAGCCUGAGCCUCAGCUCCAUGUUCGCCAUCAGCAUCUGUGUCAUGGCCUUUUUAGUGUUGAUGCUGGGGCUGUUUCUCUACUCCUGUUGGAGACGGCACAAGGGCCUCAAGGAGGGUGUGUAUCACGUGUCCGCACACCAUGGCGAAUGGGAGGACAUCCGAGAAAAUGUGCUCAACUACGAUGAGGAAGGUGGAGGGGAGCAAGACCAGAAUGCUUUUAACAUGGUGGAGCUGCAGCGCUCCCUCCAGCCCAGCCCAGCGCAGUCACUCCGCUACAGCUACCCACAGAGCAUCAUCUCCUACCCGCAGAAUAACACGCCCCAGGACAACAACAAGAAGGGGGUUUCAAACGGGAACGGCAGCGCGGCUAUCGCCCUGCGUCUGGCCAUCCCGCCCUCAGAAGCAGAGACCUUAUCAUCCCCCCUGACCUUCCGUCGCUCCCAGAGAGCCUUCUCCUUCUCCAGCCAGGACUUGGCUCGCUACUUGUGCGAGGUCAUCAGGGACAUGGAGCACCCAGAGGAGCUCGGCACCAUGACCACCCCACGCCGCCCCUCCGGAAAGGAGCGCAGCCUCGCAGCCGUGCGCUCCCUCAGCUCCCUCAAUUCAUCUCAGGGUUCAGAAGUCAGGCUUCAGGCGGCCGGCAACACCAGGAUGGACAAGUUCAAAACCCUCCGAGCAGUGGUGAGCGAUUUGAGAGGAGACUCCAAGAGCGCACAGGGCCAGAGAGACAAACUCAAGGAGAGCAGAGGGCAGCUGAACUGUGAGAAGAGCGGCUGAGCCUGCGCUCAGAGACUUAGAGCUGCAGGUUGCAAAAGACCAACACUAAUCAGAAGUCGGUAUUGGAAAUCCAAGGGGAGGUAAUUAAAUGUGAAAUACUUUGAGACUGGGGGUUUGCCCAGGGUCUACGUGAAGUAUGUUACUAAUUUACUGUAUUAAUGAAACUUUGAACAUUUAUGUUCUUUGAUAUAAAGAUGUUUACCAAUGAAUGACCAGAUGUGAUGUAUUGUUUACUUGGCAUUGCACUGUACAUUAUUUUCCUCACAGACAGCACUUUUGUAAAAGUGCCCUACUCAUGUCAUACGACUCAUCAGAGCAAAGUCUGCAACGUAAGACGGCAACUCAAGUUUCCUGCCAGAUGACCGGAUUCUUUUUGCUGUCAGUGACUCAUGAAAUCAUUUAUGUAACAAAAUGAAUUUGUUUAAUUUGUAUGAUCUAUUUCCUUUUAAAUAAAUGAGCAUCUUUGAUAAUAUUUCAACCUCAGUCUUGUUCAAACAGCAGUUCAUAUAAGUGAUUCUCAGAUAUUCGGUAUUUGAAGUUCCAAGCCAACUUUCAUCUUCAAAAGUUCUAGCCAGCAAAGUCAGAUGUAGGUGUGAUAUCUCAUUACCAAUAUAUAGAAAUGACUUUCCAUCAUUUUACAAUCAUAACAUUCAUGUAAGAAUGAAACAGCUGUUCUUGUCACAUUCAGCUAUUUCCAGCAAAAGGAUCCACUGAUGAGAGGAACAAGUCAAUUUGGAGAUUAAUCAUUCAUGUACAGAGCCUCCUGCAGACUUCUGACCCAAGCUGCUCAGACUCUCCAGAACAAACUCAAAACGCUGGUAUCCCAGCAGGCAGCCCUACAUCAUAGUUAAUUGGCCAACAUUACUAGAGUUAAACAAGUGUGACACAAGAGCAAGCCUCUUGGGGCCAUGCAGAGCUGCUGCCAGCAGCUGAUGGUCCUGAUGUCUGCUUUUGGUCUAUAU